AUCUUGGAGAUGGGAGACGGGCGAUGGCUGUGGUCCUUCUGCUAAUGCAAACAACAAAACGGGCACAGUAGUCGCCCCAGAGUGAGGUUUUCAUCAUUGUUAACUAUUGACCAAAACUACAGAAGAAGCGAGAGUGUCAAAACCGAGCUCAGCGACACUGUGAGCCCUUUCACUUUUCUUCUGGGUCGGCUUAAGUGAAGUGACUGAGGACCGGAAGGAUGGUGCAGUCCUGCUCCGCCUACGGCUGCAAGAACCGAUAUGAUAAGGAUAAACCUGUUUCUUUCCACAAGUUUCCUCUUACUCGACCCAGUCUUUGUGAAAAAUGGGAGGCAGCUGUCAGAAGAAAAAACUUUAAGCCCACCAAGUACAGCAGUAUUUGUUCAGAACAUUUUACUCCAGACUGCUUUAAGAGGGAGUGCAACAACAAGUUACUGAAAGAGAAUGCUGUACCCACAAUAUUUCUUUGUACUGAGCCACAUGACAAGAAGGAAGAUCUUCUGGAGCCACAAGAACACCUUCCCCCACCUCCUUUAACACCUCCCAUUUCCCAGGUCGAUGCUGCUAUUGGGUUACUAAUGCCUCCACUUCAAACCCCCGAUAAUCUCUCAGUUUUCUGUGACCACAACUAUACUGUGGAGGAUACAAUGCACCAGAGGAAAAGGAUUCAUCAGCUAGAACAACAAGUUGAAAAGCUCAGGAAGAAGCUCAAGACUGCCCAGCAGCGAUGCAGAAGACAAGAACGACAGCUUGAAAAACUAAAGGAGGUUGUACACUUCCAGAAAGAGAAAGAUGAUGUAUCAGAAAGAGGCUAUGUGAUUCUACCAAAUGACUUCUUUGAAAUAGUUGAAGUACCAGCAUAAAAAAAAAAAAAAUGAAACGUGUAUUGAUUUUUAAUGGGGCAAGACCACACAUCCUCUUUUAGCUUAUAUAGGAGUUUCAUUUGGGGAAAAAAGCACUUGAUUACUUGUAUAAAAACAAUUCAGAAUAUUUUUUUAAAAAAUAAAUUAGAUAUAUACUGUAAAAUUGUAAAUUUUUGUUUGUAAUUUCAGAGUUUUUACAUUAAAAAAAUAUUUUAAAAGUUAUUUAAAAAAGCCUUAGACUGCCAUUGUAAUAAGUUGGUUUCAAGAUUGGAGAUUUUGUUUGAAUAUUUAUAGAAAUAAUGUAAAAAUAAAAAGCACAGAGAGUGAGAACAGUGAAGUAAAGAUAAGAUGUAAGUUUCAAUUUUAAAAAUUAAUGCUCUUUAUUGAAAAAACUUAAUUAUAUUUUAAAUCAGAAGUAUGGAUUAGAUCGUAGGGUAUAACCUGUCUGUGUAUUCGAACAUUCACAUCCGUAAAAGCAGAAGGUUCAUUUAUCUUUCUGAAUCACUUGUCAAAGAUAAAUUGGCAAAUCAAUUGAAAAAGAUUUGACUGUCUUCAGAACAGAAAAUAAAGAAUCAUUCUGUAUGUAAUCAAUAAAUAUAAAGGUGAGUUUUUAAAAAAUGAACCCUUUCAUUUUUCCCCAGCAUUAUAAAAUCGAAUAUAUUCUCAGGUAGAGAAACUCCCCCAUUUUUUUUUCUUUUUUUUUAAUUUUGAGACAGAGUCUUACUACAUUGCUUAGGGCCUUGCUACACUGCUGAGCCUGACUUUGAACUUGCAAUCCUCCUGCCUCAGCCUACAGAGCUGCUGGGAUUGCAUACAUGGGCUGCAGUGCCCAAUUUUGGAAGAAACAUUCUUUAACAACAAAGUAAGGCAUUUGUUACCAUUGAAGUAAAAAUUGGGACCUGACCCUUGAUGAAAGGAUACCCAAUUCCCUAACCGUAAUUAUAUCUUCAUCCAAAUGUCUUACCAAAUAUGUUCUGUUGAUAGUUUGAUUUGUAUAAUGACAUGGUACUCUUGUGUUUAACUAAUUGAUUUUGGUCCAGACUUCACAUAAAAAAUUAGUUUUUCACUUGUAACAUGUUAGAAAUUAUAUCCCACCUACUUAAAUGAGUGAUUUAUGUUCAAAAGCAACCUAAUACGUAAUGUUUAUUGUACUAAAUGUUGAGACUUACUGCAGUUUCUGUUCAAACUGUGAGUUGUAGUCUAAUUUUGUGAGAAAUUUUACAUAUAUUUGAAAUGAAAACAUGUUCUGAGUACAAAAUAUUGCUAUAGAAAUUAUUUAGAUUUAGAAUAAUUAUUCCAACUAAAAUUAUCACUUUUAUACUUAAAGGUACAUUGAGAUAGUUGAAGAGUAACAGAGUUUUUUUUAAAGACAAUAGUAAGAGAUAAAACAAGGAUGUUAAAAAGUGUUUUUUAUAGAACUGAUUUUUAUUGUUAUUCACUGCCAUGCUACCUAUAGGUAGCAGUUUGAUUCAUGGAGAUUUGAUUCUUUGUGAACCAAUAUCUCAAAAAUAGAAAAUAAUCUUUAGAUUACUUACAUAGUCUGAUAACAAUAUUUAGGACUACAAUGAAUGAGAGCACGUUCAUUGGUUUCUGGUGGAACGCAACCGUUUUUUAGAAGCUUCAAAGUCUUCAAAUAGUUUGUUUUCAUAUUUCAUCUCUAGCAAUUCCUGGAAAACUGGGUAGAUAUUUUUUCAAAGUGUGUAUCUUUAACCUAAAUUGUCUUCUACAUAAAAGACUGUGUGUGUGUGUGUGUGUGUGUGUGUGUGUGUGUGUGUGUGUUUGU
Molecule: messenger RNA, 2643 nt
Organism: Ictidomys tridecemlineatus (thirteen-lined ground squirrel)
Lineage: Eukaryota; Metazoa; Chordata; Mammalia; Rodentia; Sciuridae
Gene: Thap1
Product: THAP domain containing 1
Biological process (GO): regulation of transcription by RNA polymerase II
Cellular component (GO): nucleus
Molecular function (GO): DNA-binding transcription factor activity; RNA polymerase II cis-regulatory region sequence-specific DNA binding
Source: RefSeq, a predicted model, not a curated record